AUGCCCAAAUACACCCUUUCAACGAUAAUUUAUAUUUCAAUAAAUAUCUUAAGUUUAUUCUUGUCAACAUUUCUUAUCAUCAAAUUAUAUGUAUCACCUAAUCAUUUUACGAAAUAUACUCAAUUCCAAUUACUUGUAGCAUCAUGGGGAUAUACGUUAGGACUUUCACCAACAAUAAUAAAUUAUGGUGGUGAUUUAAUGAAUAAAGCGCAUGACACGCUAAUUUGUAAAAUUCAACAGAUGAUAUCUUUAAUAUUUUUGUAUCCUUUAUACUUAUUUCCUGUGAUAUUAGGAUUUUAUAUUUGGCAUGCUGCCGAAAAUAGAAACAUAAAAAUAGAGAAAAAGUAUUUUUGGAUAUUUUCAAGUUUAGUUUGGUGUUUCACAGUUUGUUAUAAUGUGUUUUCUUUUGUUGAUGGGUAUGAGAAGGAGAAUUUUGGCGUGCGCGUUACACCAUUACUUUGCAAACCUCCAAAUUCUAAAUUAAAUCAAAUAACAUAUUUAGUAAUCGUUCCACUUCUAUUUUGUAUAGCAAUUGCGUUCACAAGCUUUGCAACGGCAGUUUUAUGGAAACGUUGGCGGCAUUACUCGGUAAAAAGAAAUCGAUGGACGGCAUUAAGAUACGGUCAUGCGCUACGUUUGUUCAUGUGCAGCAUCAUGUACACGAGUUUUCUUGGGAUCCCUUUAUUAUCAAGGGUCAUAUCUCAAUAUUGGAUUAAUUCGGAACAUCCCGAAAUUAACAAGAUAGUCGUUGAAGAUUUUGUUCAACCAUUAAGUGGAAUAAUUUUAUUUCUUAUCUUUGUUAAGAAUGAUUCUCCUGCAGCUUUUCUGCCAUGCAUUUAUUAUGGUGGCCCUGAAAAGUUAACAUUUAAAUCCGAAUCAUAUUUUAGAGAUGAUCGAAUCUUAGAUGCAAGACCACCAUCACUAUCAUAUUCGUUUAAUGAUGCUUUUAACGUAAAUCCGUCACCAACCACGAUUGCUAGAACUAUCGUUACAAAAAAUGAUAAUCUAGAGAUUGAGCAAGAUACUAUUGAAAUUUUGUUAUGUUAG
Funneliformis geosporum is the source of this 1047-nucleotide messenger RNA. NCBI's taxonomy places the organism in Eukaryota, Fungi, Glomeromycota, Glomeromycetes, Glomerales, Glomeraceae. The record is from the annotation of a GenBank genome assembly.